Molecule: messenger RNA, 540 nt
Organism: Eremothecium cymbalariae DBVPG#7215
Lineage: Eukaryota; Fungi; Ascomycota; Saccharomycetes; Saccharomycetales; Saccharomycetaceae
Gene: SKP1
Product: SCF ubiquitin ligase subunit SKP1
Exons: 1
Coding region: 1-540 (179 amino acids)
Biological process (GO): SCF-dependent proteasomal ubiquitin-dependent protein catabolic process; mitotic cell cycle
Cellular component (GO): nucleus; cytoplasm
Molecular function (GO): cullin family protein binding
Source: RefSeq, a predicted model, not a curated record
AUGGCAGAGAAAACCCAAACAGUCGUCCUAGUGAGCGUCGAAGGCGAGCGAUUCACAGUCAACAGAAAGAUCGCCGAGCGUUCCCUGUUAUUAAAGAAUUACUUGAAUGACAUGCACGACAAUAACUUCAAUGACGACUCCGACGAAGAAGCAGAAAGCAAAGACGAUGACGAUAAGAUUGUCAUGCCGGUACCCAACGUCCGUUCCUCUGUUCUCCAGAAAGUAAUCGAAUGGGCCGAACAUCACAAGGAUUCGAACUUCCCCGACGAAGAAGACGACGACUCGCGUAAGUCCGCCCCAGUAGACGCAUGGGACCGUGAGUUCCUCAAAGUGGAUCAGGAAAUGUUGUAUGAAAUUAUCUUGGCCGCAAACUAUCUAAACAUAAAACCUCUAUUGGACGCCGGAUGCAAAGUCGUUGCGGAAAUGAUCAGAAACAGAUCCCCAGAAGAAAUCAGAAGAACUUUCAACAUUGUCAACGAUUUCACCCCCGAGGAAGAAGCUGCUAUCAGACGUGAAAACGAGUGGGCUGAAGACCGUUAG